CGUUGAUAUAUCUCUUUAAUCAUCAGAACGUGUCGUACAAGCGAGUAAGAUACCAGCAGAUAAAUUUUUUACAUACUAGUGGAUAACUUACUGUUAUAUAACAGAAGAUACCUGAAUAACAUACUACUGUAAAACAGCAUUACAUACCAGUGGAUAACUAUUGCAUACCAGCAUAUAACAGUAUAACGUAACAGGAAGAAGGCCAAUAUGGAAAGAAUGACCUUGAUGCUGAUUUUUCUGGCAGUAGGUUUCAUGAAUGUGAAAGGAUGGGAUAACGAUGUCAAAAAUCAACAAUGUCACCAGUGCAAUUGUACUUUGCAGAGUGCAGACUGUAGUAAUAGGAACAUUGAUUCGCUACCUCUUGAUCUCCCAGGAAAUAUAACAAUUCUGAAUCUAUCCAGAAAUCAUAUACAAAAGCUACCCAACUUUCUCUUGGGUAGACAUUAUAAAAAUUUACAGACUUUAGACAUACAAUACAACUCUGAAGUAUUGCAUCUACAUAAAGAUGUAUUUGAAGGACUUGAUAAACUGCAAAACCUUUACAUCGGGAAAAAAGUAGUUGUACAUCCUCUUGUUUUCAAACCUUUAAAGGAGAUACGAAUCAUUGAGGUGAAAGGGGAUGGUAUAUUAACAGGUUUUCCACUUGCAAGAGACGCUUGGCUCAAAGCAUUUGAAGGACUUCAAAACUCAACCAUUGAGAAAAUAACUUAUGAAUACAUAUCAUCAAUACCAUUUGUAUUAAGAAAAAAGUAUUUUUCAUAUCUUAAAAACUGCCAACUGAAGGAGUUGCAUUUGCCUAAAAACCAGAUCACUGCAAUAGAAAUAGGCCUUGUAAAUUAUCUCCCAAAACUGGAAGUAAUAGAUUUAUCAAGAAAUAUGAUAGCAGCACUCAUUCCUUUUUCCAAACAGCAUUUUGCUCUCCAGUUACUGACUAUGGUUAAUUUGAGGGUGCUCAAAUUUGAUGAUUCAGAGAGAAGGAUUCCUAUAGACCUGAACCACCCUCGCAUCAAUAAUUGUGAAGAUACAGAAUGGCCAUUACCAAUGAGACUUGAGGAAAUCAAUUUUAGGUGGAAUUCUCUCGAUGCUCAACCAGCUUCUCUUCCCUGUGAAUUUAAGUUACAAAGAAACAAGCUAAAGGUUUUUAAUGCUGCGUAUACCAAUGUUGUGAUCUACUUUGGGGGUCCUUUGAAAGGAUUAGUUAAUCUACAGCAGUUUAUUUAUAACAACAAUGAUUGUGAAAUCGAACCUGAAUUUUUCACAUGUGCAAGUGGCUAUUUUGAAAGUUUACAAGUUCUAAAUUUAGCCUACAACAGAGUCCAGUUGUCUAAACCAAGCUCCAAUUUUUCCCUGUUUGAGAACUGCUCUAAGUUGCUACAUUUAGACAUAUCAUACAAUGACUUGGCAGACAUUCCUUCUGAUAUGCUAAGGGAUACACCUUUAAUCGAGACUUUGAACCUCGGUGGAAACAAUAUUAUCAACUUUAAUUUAGACUUAAAUACACUAAUCUCUCUAGAGUUGCUGAAUUUAUCAAAGAACAAUCUAAAAAGCCUUGAUGAGUCUGCCAGAAAUAACAUUGCCGCUGCAUAUGAAAGAUCCAAUGGCAGGCUUAUUGUUGACCUUAAUGGCAACCCACUGAUGUGCAACUGCGACGCAUUCCGUUUCAUAAAUUGGAUGAAGGAUCACGUUGACAUCAUCUACCGAGGGUCUGAUCUAACAUGUCAGUACGUUAAUGGAUCACAGAUUCAGUUCACACACUUGGAUGCAUCUAACAUGAAGUUUGAGUGUUGGAAAGGUGCUAUUAUGGCAUCAGGAAUAUCAGUGGUAUUUGUCCUAUUGAUUGUUGGGUUUGUUAUAUAUGGAUAUAAGCGAAGAUAUAAGAUUAUAUACAUAGCCUUACAUCUGAGGGCGUUACUGAAACGCAAGGAGUUGCUAGACGUGGACUUUGAUUUUGAUGGCUUUAUAAGCUACAGUUCUUUGGACAAAACCUGGGCUAUUGAUAACAUAUAUGGUCAAUUAGCUGGUCAGUAUGGAUAUAACAUUUGCGUAGAUGACCGCAACUUCAGACCUGGCACAUAUAUAUCUGACGUUAUUGUUGAAAGUAUUAGCAAGAGCAACAAAAUCAUACUGAUUAUAAGUCAGAAUUUCUUAAGAAGUGGUUGGUGUAAAUUUGAAAUGAAUCUGGCAAGGGGUGAGCUUGCCACAAGGCGGCGGGACUGCUUAAUCUUGAUUCUCAAAGAGCCAAAAGAGUUACUACCCCGAGAGCUAAUCAACCCCACACUACGCUCCCUACUUGAUACAAGAGUGUACCUAGAGUGGAGUGAAGAAGAGGACAGAAAAUUGCUGUUCUGGCAGAAAAUGAGGGAUGGUCUAGGAGAACCUAGAUUCAGGGGAGAAGAAGAUACCCCCUUUCUGUAUCAGAAUAAUGAUGGAGAUGAAGAGAUGCUUCACAAUCUCAUAUAACUAACACUGUUAAAUUUGCUUUGUAUAGAGAUGAUGAGAUAUUCAGACUUUAUAAUUACAUGAAUAUGAAUAUGAUUCAUACAACCAAGGACGUCUAUCUCUAUCUCGAGAUAGACGUCCUUGAUUCAACUAACCUUAAGACUUGAUGUAUACAGAGCUUCAAAAACGCAUACUAGUAUAAUUAAUACUUGGACAUGUGUAGAAAAAUGAGGAUAUGCUUCAGACUAUAUUCUAAUUAACAUUUGGGCUUCACAUGUACAGAAAAGAAGUCUCUCAUUACCAACAAAACAAGGAAGUAAAUUUAGGGUACAAACUUAUUAGUCCCCUUAAAUGAAUUCUCUAAAAGCGUUUUCCUAACUAUCAAAACAAGGUAAAAUUCAAUCUGUUUAUUAUAUGUGCAAAUAGUGAUAGAUCUGUUAUAGGAUUUAAGACCUGGACUUGAUGCAUUGUCUGCCGAAUUAUUCCACAAAAUCUAUACUGAUUUUACACUAGUUCCAGAUUUUUGUAUCAUUUCUACAUUGUACAUCUUAAAAUUAAUUGUAAAUACCAUUUUUAUUUUAACAAAAUAUAAAUGCUUUCUUUUACAUGUAGUCUAAAUGUAAUUAAAAAUUUAAUUCCGUUACAAAACAACAUAGUGUAUAUUAUAUAUGAAUUAUGAAAUGAAUUAAAUUGAAUUGAC
Owenia fusiformis is the source of this 3139-nucleotide messenger RNA. The record is from the annotation of a GenBank genome assembly. NCBI's taxonomy places the organism in Eukaryota, Metazoa, Annelida, Polychaeta, Sabellida, Oweniidae.